Messenger RNA from Cydia fagiglandana, 932 nucleotides. RefSeq lists its product as uncharacterized. The record is from RefSeq and is a predicted model, not a curated record. Bases 4 to 924 code for a protein of 306 amino acids. The transcript has a single exon. Lineage: Eukaryota; Metazoa; Arthropoda; Insecta; Lepidoptera; Tortricidae.
GCGAUGGAAGAAUUCUUGGCAGCUGCAAAAUUGGGGCAAAAGAUGGCACAAGACGGCAUCCAUACUCAAGAGGAAAUCGAGAAACAGUACGUAAAGAUGGCUCAGUUGUUAGAAGAGAUGCUAGAUUACAUGUACAGUGCCAACAACGCCUACAGCUUCCUCCAAGCUAAAGGCCUUGAAACUAUAAUCGUACCAAACAUGCAUAUCACCUUCUCGCAACUAAGAACUUCACUACUCCAGUUAUUAAAAACUCUCUUCGAUAUAGCGCCAACCACAACAGUUACUGUCAUCCCUGACAUCAUUCUAGACAAAUUAGUCGACAUAUAUGAACAAGAUGAUGACAUAGACAACAAAAUUCUUGCAAUAGAACUAUUAUCGGUCUGGCUUCCAGGAAACCCUCAAGCCCAAACGCGCGUCAUGAAAAUGAGGGGUCUCCUGCCGUUUUACAAACAACUGGCAAAACUGGAUCCACUGCUGACGAAAUUGACGUUAGAACUUUUCAAUAAAAUUGUGAACGAGCAUAUCACCGCGAGGAAUAAAAAACUGCAGAGGAAUAUAGCUGAUUAUAAGACUUUCCAGAUGUACCAGCAGAUUGGUUUGAUUGAGCGAUUAUCUACACCUCUGUUGUGUAAUGGUUUGCUAAAGAUUUAUGAGGCGGUAUUUUCUACUGGUUCGCCAUUUAAGGAUAAUAAGGAUAUGUUACCUCCCAUGUUAAAUCUGCUUCUGAUCAUAAAACCACAUUGUUCUAGAGUGUACAACGGCAGGUUUAAAGUUGAAACACUGAUUAACCGAGUGUUAGAAAAGGUGCAAGAACCAAAUACAAGGGAAUAUCUGGAAAAACAAAUGGUAAAUGUUACAGAAGUCAUAGAAAGCUUGACCGAAUUUGUAGAGUUAGUGAAACUGAGAGAGCACACUGAACUUUGAGGCAGUUU